AUGGACAUGGAGAGAGCGUACUCGGUGACCAUCAGGCUGCCCUUUAUGGAGCGGAGCUUUAGGUUCAGCAAGCCAGCGCGAGGCGAGCGGGACAAGCAGACGUUGCUGGUGUAUGCCUUUCUGCGAUGGCACAUGCUGGCCACGGUUUGCUUGCUGGUGGCCUCGGUCUCGCUCCUCGCGCCUCGGGCGCAAGCACACGAGUCGAACGCCGGAAAGCUGCUCGAGCUGGAUGCACUGGCGGUGCAGAACGCCAUGCACGCGAUCUACAUCAUUGGCUAUGCAGCGCUCUUCUACCAGUCGCGGCUGCUCAAGUACUGGUACUUUCUGGCGCUGGCAGAUGGCCUUGUUCUGGUGGCGGUGAUCAAGCGACUCGCGUUGCUGGCCGUCGCGCGCGCCUGGGAUUCGGAUGAGGGUGCGGCCACCACUCUGGUGGCUCUUGCGUAUGCCGCCACUUAUUUGGCGUGCGUCUCGUCGGCACUCCGCGCGCACAAUGUGCUCAAGCGGAGCAUCGAAGCCGAGCCGACGCAUGCGCGCGCUUUGUCCAGCUCGGACGAUCCGAGCGGCGACCUGCUGCCGGGCCUCCCAGUGGGCUCGAGCGAGGGCGAGAGCGAGAGCGAGCAGCAAGCGAGCGACGACGAAGUGGCGCUGUUGUUGUCUGACACGAGUGCGGAGCCAAGCUCACCUCUGCUCUCAUCUCCGCCGAUUCUCUCGCCUUGCCAGCUGAGCUCAAGUGGCAGCUGCGAGACGGCAGACGUUGGAGCGACAUCGACGGCGGCUGCUGCAGCGGCGGCGAGUCGGGUGGGAACGGCGCGGGCGCCUGUACUGGUGGCGCCGGAGGAGUUUGGCGUGAUUGGAGUGGCCGCCGAGGAUGCGCAUGUUCAAGCGCUGCAGCCGUCGUGGGCGCUGAUGGCAAGCUCGCGCAUUGCACGGCAGUGUCUCUAUGCCGAGCUCUGCGUCUCGAUUGCCAUGCAAGGAGGAAGCGUGGUGGCGGCGUGGGCGGAUCCGCAACCACAGGCUGCGGCCUCGAUGGCGCACUUUGUGGAAGACUACACCGGCGGAAUCCACCGGGCGUUGGUUUUGACCAUGGCCAUGUACGGGGCGCGGUACCUGCGGACCGAGCCGGCGCUCAUGUACAUGAUGGCCAACGUCGUGCUUGCGCCGUCACUGGUGUUCCGGGCUCUCUCGUUCCUGGCUCAGUCAUGGCAGCUCUCUGCUGCUGGGCUGGCCGGCCUUGCACUCUUUGGCGCGCUGGUCGGGGCCAAGCUGAGCGUAGUGUGGUCGCUGUUUGCGCUGCGGCGACGGCUGCUCCGGCACCCUGCCCCAUCGGGCGAGCGGCUGUCUGGCGAGAUCUGGGGCGGCUCGCACCUCCAUCCGCCGGGCACGUCGCUGCUGACGCUGGGUCGGGAGUCGGGUGCGCAUCUGACGGCCGGCGGUGCUGUGGUGGUCGGCGGGGUGCUGUGGCUUGGUCACUGCCUGGCGCUGGUGAGCUUGCGCGGUGGUCUUGUCGGCCUUGUGCUUGCGGCCAACUUUGCGGCGCAUGGCUUUGGUUGGUACGGAUGGAGCAUGUACCAUGCGCCGCGGGUGCACCACGCUGUGCACUUUGUGUGGCGCAAGCGGUUUUACUCGACGCUUGCGCUCACGCUCUGCGUGCUCUCGGUUCUGCCGUUGGCUGGCUGGCUGCUGGCGGGCGCGCCGCGGAGCGGACUUGAACUCGCUAGCUACUGGUUGGUGCGGUCGGGAGCGUUUGCCGUCGCGGGCCUCGCACUGGCGGUGAUGCGCAACGUGAGCGCCGGGCCGGCAGCCGAGCCGCUUGUGAACGACGACAGGCCGAGAUCACUGGCGUUGGACGCGCUGGAUAUGCGGCAGCGUGCUUGGUAUGGCGCGAGCUCGUCUGCGGCGGCAGGCUUCCUGGGAGUCUUUGUAGUUGUGGUCAUGUGCGCGUCCGGGGCGCUGGGCUGGUUGGAGGGCGGAUGGUUGUCGACACUGGCCGAGGCCGAGCAGCACUCGGGUGCGUACGACCUGGCGUAUCAUUUUUGUCUCCUUGUGGGCGGCUUUGGAGUCCGCGGCGUGCUCUAUUCGCACGAUAUGUCUCUGUAUGGGACGGUGCUCGGCGGGUUGUGGGCGGCUGCGAUUGCAGGAUGGGGCUGUGGAGCCGGCCAGCUCGCAGCCGGGGCGCGGGUGUGUGUGGGAGGCAUCGGACUGGCGGGGCUGGCGAUGGCGGUGAGCCAUGGGGUGCUGCAGCAGCGGGUGAGGCGCGCCGGGCGUGGCGUGGAGGGCGCGAGUGUGUGGUAGUGUUUGUUUCAGUCUUCGGACGCGCCGUCGGGGGCGGAGAACCCGUACUCGGCCUUGUUGUGCAUGAUGAGCUCACCGUUGACGAAAUAAAACGAGUCGCUCUUGG
This is a messenger RNA of Thecamonas trahens ATCC 50062, 2398 nucleotides long. RefSeq lists its product as uncharacterized. Lineage: Eukaryota; Apusomonadida; Apusomonadidae. The record is from RefSeq and is a predicted model, not a curated record. The transcript has a single exon. Bases 1 to 2292 code for a protein of 763 amino acids.